Galeopterus variegatus (Sunda flying lemur) is the source of this 1829-nucleotide messenger RNA. RefSeq names its product unc-119 homolog B (C. elegans) (gene UNC119B). Gene Ontology annotation, cellular component: cilium. Gene Ontology annotation, biological process: nervous system development; lipoprotein transport; cilium assembly. The coding region runs from base 11 to 766 and encodes 251 amino acids. Gene Ontology annotation, molecular function: lipid binding. Lineage: Eukaryota; Metazoa; Chordata; Mammalia; Dermoptera; Cynocephalidae. The record is from RefSeq and is a predicted model, not a curated record. The transcript is spliced from 5 exons.
CGGCGGAGCGAUGAGCGGGUCGAACCCGAGGGCCGGGGCUGCGGGGUCUGCAUCCGGACCUGGGGGGCUGGUGGCUAGCAAGGAGGAGAAGAAGAAGGCGGGCGGCGGCGUUCUGAACCGGCUCAAGGCGCGGCGGCAGGCGCCCCACCACGCGGCCGAUGACGGCAUCGGGGCAGUGGUCACGGAGCAAGAGCUGCUGGCGCUGGACACCAUCCGGCCCGAGCACGUCCUGCGCCUCAGUCGGGUCACGGAGAAUUAUUUAUGUAAACCUGAAGACAACAUCUACAGUAUUGACUUCACCCGCUUCAAAAUUCGAGAUCUGGAAACAGGGACAGUGCUUUUUGAGAUUGCCAAACCUUGUGUUUCAGACCAGGAGGAGGAGGAAGAGGAGGAAGGUGGAGAUGUGGAUAUCAGUGCAGGGCGUUUCGUCCGCUAUCAGUUCACACCAGCAUUUCUCCGUCUCCGCACAGUCGGGGCUACGGUGGAGUUCACAGUGGGAGACAAACCUGUGUCAAACUUCCGGAUGAUUGAACGGCACUAUUUCCGGGAACGCUUGCUGAAAAACUUUGACUUUGGUUUCGGCUUCUGCAUCCCCAACAGUAGGAACACUUGUGAACAUAUCUAUGAAUUUCCCCAGCUUUCUGAGGAUGUCAUUCGUCUGAUGAUUGAAAAUCCUUAUGAGACCCGCUCUGACAGCUUCUACUUUGUUGACAACAAGCUGAUAAUGCACAACAAGGCUGAUUAUGCCUAUAAUGGAGGCCAGUAACUGCUGCAAGAGUGGACAGGGGAGGUGCUUUGCUGUGACCACAUAGUCCUGGCACACGGAGGUGAUUGAAGCUGCUGUUUGUCAACACAUACCUGGAAUCUGGCCCCAGGAAGCCAGGGCUGGGGUGGAAGUGUCCUGUGCUCCAAGGGAGGUACCAAACAGUGCUGUGUUUUCUUCCCUGGUAUUUUUUCUUCCCUUUCUCCCCCUGCCCCUUAGGUCGCAGAAGUACUAUAGUAAAGUAAAAGAUUAGGAUAGGGUUUUUGGAAUCCAGAUAAAAAGAAAAGUUAUUUUCAUGUAGUUCUAGCUGUCUACUGGUUGUCCUGACAAGCUUCGAUCUCUUCGGGCAUAGCUGUGCCAGGUGAGAAGGCUCUGGCCAGGCCCAUGUGCAGGUUAGUAGCUCUCCUUGAGGUUCCUGGGUGCUGUGAGAACUUUAAAGGUAGGCCUCUUCCAGGCAAUUCCUCCUCUCACUUCUGGUGUUGCCAUCAGCACAGUCUGUCCUCAGCCUAUGCUUAGUCUUAAACCAACUGGAAGAAAUUUGAAGUGGUGGAGGUCAGGGGUGGUACCUAGAGUGGAGUUACCAGGGAUGGGGGAUGCUGUCAAACUGAAAGAUCCAUUUUGUGGAGAGGACUGCUGAUCUGUCUGACUUCCAGGAUCCUCAGCGAGUCCUCCUGAGCAUGGACUGAGGUUUCAGCCUGGCAGUGCCUUUUUGUGCUCAUUUUGGAGGACAGAUGAGCUUGCUCUGCUUCUCCUGGCUCCUAACUUUGAGUAUCUCCUGAGAUAGAAUGUGUCGGUUUUGCUCAUGGAACAGUAGUAUCUCUUGAGGUCAGAGCAGGCCUUGUCAUAUUUUGUUUAUUUCCGGACUUCUUUUUGUGAGGUUUUAUAAAAUGUCAGCAGUGUUCCCAGCAUAUGUGAUGUGUGGUUAGACUACUGAUAAUAUUCAUCAGGCUCCCAGGGCUAAUCUGACUCAUGCUAGGGAAGGUAUAGUUACAAACUAGCAGCUUCUUUAAAGGAAAGAUCUGAUUUUCUCUACAUAGCAGCCUGGCUUUUGAUGAGGAUCUGCCUC